Molecule: messenger RNA, 1350 nt
Organism: Brugia malayi
Lineage: Eukaryota; Metazoa; Nematoda; Chromadorea; Rhabditida; Onchocercidae
Gene: Bma-imp-2
Exons: 8
Coding region: 1-1350 (449 amino acids)
Biological process (GO): membrane protein proteolysis
Cellular component (GO): membrane; lumenal side of endoplasmic reticulum membrane; cytoplasmic side of endoplasmic reticulum membrane
Molecular function (GO): aspartic endopeptidase activity, intramembrane cleaving
Source: RefSeq, a predicted model, not a curated record
AUGGCGGAAGCGACGACAUUACCAUCUGCCAAUAACAUAAUUUCUAGUGUUUCCAAUAGUACCAUCACUUUCACAGUGAAAGAACAGAUAACAGCUUAUGGUUCCAUAUAUGGUAUGGCACUGUUCUGUAUUGUUAUCGGUAGCAUUCGCUCUCUUUAUUUUGUGCAAAAGCAUAUGCGUAAAAAGCGACUCAUAGAAACUUCGAUAACAGUAAACGAAGCUAAAAAGUUUCCGUUAACAGCAUCUUGCGUUCUAUUUGGGCUUUAUAUUUUUUUCGGAUGCGAUGCUGAAUGCCGGCUGAGAAUCUAUUCAACAGUAAACAAUUAUUUGCCCCCAGAACUUUCAAAGCGUCUUGCAAUAUUCCCCUUGCUGACUAAUGCUACAGGUAUCUCGGUGGCAAUAGAAGGAGACUCUUCUAGAACGUUGUUGCAAAAGGCGUUACAUUUCUUGCCUCUCAUCAACCAAGUCAAUGUAAUGUAUUUGUUGUUGAUGUUGCUGUGUUGGGAAGGAUGUGUUGCUCUCGCUGCAAUUUUAAAGCCAAUAUUCUCAUAUGUUCUUCGUAAGCUUCCCAUUGGAAAUCAUCAGCCAAAAAUGAAUUAUCCAUAUUUUUGGUCACUGAAGAGAGGCAAGAUAGAGAUGGAAGAAGGUGACGUUGAAGAAGCAGCUAAUGAUGAUUUUGAAUAUGUUCUCAAAGUUGAGUGGGAUACUCACGACAUUGUUGCCAUACUUUGUUGCUUAUGUGUGGGUGUAUCACAUCUUUACAGAAGGCACUGGAUAACGAAUAACAUACUUGGUGUUGCUUUCUCGAUUUACGGUAUUGAAAGCAUACAUUUAUGUAGUUUUAAGGCGGGAACAAUGUUGUUGGCUGGACUUUUUAUUUAUGACGUUUUCUGGGUGUUCGCCACCGAUGUGAUGACCACAGUUGCUAAAGGCAUCGAUGCUCCAUUACUGCUUCAAUUCCCACAAGAUAUCUAUCGUUGUGGAUUAAAUAAUGCUGGCAAACAUGCAAUGCUCGGUUUGGGAGACAUUGUAAUACCAGGAAUAUUUAUUGCUUUACUUCGACGAUUUGAUCACUACAUUGGUUCGGGAGGUAGUUACAAGAAGCCGCGUCACUACUUCCUCAUAACCACGGUGGCAUACUGCUUUGGUUUGAUGAUUACAAUGGGCGUGAUGCAUUUUUUCAAGGCAGCACAGCCGGCAUUGCUUUAUUUAGUUCCAGCAUGUGUAUUAGUCCCGCUUUCGGUUGCUGGUAUCCGUGGUGAAGCAUAUGAAAUGCUUAGUUAUUGUGAAGAGCAUCUAAUCGAGAAAAAACAUUCGAAAAAAUCAAAGGAUGAGAAAAAAACUGACUGA